AUGUUUCGGUCCAGGUCAAGCAUGUCGGAGACCAUUACGUUGAAAGCGAUAGUCUCACUAUCCACCACACUUUCUUCGAGGCUUCCGAUACUUUUGAAGAAAUUUGAUCUCUACGACUGGUCUUACGUUGAACAGGGCUUCGGCCCUGAAUGGGAGAAGUUGGUCCCCCAUGCGGUUGUUGGGUGUCUCCUCUUCGCUCCGGGCGAUCUCUACUCAGACUCGCAGCCAUAUGCCAAGAUCUGGGCUCACGACAUUCUGGUGAAAGAGGGCGCGAAGUACCCCAUAGUCGCAAGGGAUCUCGCCCUCAUCCCUCCCAAAUCCAGCAGCUGGUCCCUGAAGGAGCUUGCCUUCCUCACCGACCACGUCGGACCGGACCUCAAGGACAGUCAAGGGCUGACUCUCGUCCACGCCGCUAUCUUGGACCGCAGGCCGGACAUUGUGCAUCAGCUUCUCGAGCCGGGAGGCGCCAAACCGUGGCACCGAAUAUUCAGGAGACGGUUCUCCCUUUUUCAUUUCGCAGCCUCGGUGGGAUGCGAGUCGUGCUACGCGGAGUUGCGCUGCCACCCAGAGAUCCGGCCGGCGGAGGAGACGCGGGACCGGAACGGAAUGCUGCCCUUGCACGUCGCUGCCCUUCGCGGGCAAGUGAACGUGGUGGAAGCUAUUCUCAAGGCGCAUUUUGACGGAGCGGAGGAGAAUGAGGAGUACGUGAAUCGUGAGACGUCAGAAGCUGGGCAUACUGCUUUGUAUCUCGCGAUAGCGCGGGCCGAAGAUGAUGCUACAGCUAGAUUCUUGGCAAUGUACCCCGGCGUCGACUUCCUCGUGGAUCGUCAGGUACGGCAGACAGCGCUUCAUGUUGCGGCGUCUCGCAAACGACACGGUCUAUUGCGGUUUCUCCUUUCUCGAGCACCCGAGCAUCAGCUCAAUGUGCAGAACGAAGACGGUGAGACGGCAUUGCAUAUUAUUGCCCGGCAUGGUGACCGAGAAACAUUGAACGCUGUCUUGGACCUCCCCUCAAUUGAACUUGACGUGACGGCCAACGACGGAUCAACACCACUGGUUGAUGCUGUGACGAACGGGAACAUGGAGGCGAUGGAAGCCUUGAUCGGCUGCCCGGGUGUGGAUAUCACGGCGUUACGGCGGCCUUUGGAGCCCUUUGGGUUUUCUGCACUGGAGCAUAUUUUGCAAGAGGCAAACGGCAACGAUGGUUCUGGGGGGUACGUCGAUAUUCUGGAGUGCUUGCGAGUGCGUUGUCCCGAGCUAGAAGACGAUCUUUACGAGGCUUCAAUGGCUGAGAUGGAGACGGAUGACGGUGAUAUGGAGGUUGAGUAA
Messenger RNA from Colletotrichum costaricense, 1329 nucleotides. Its product is annotated as ankyrin-2 ankyrin. The record is from RefSeq and is a predicted model, not a curated record. The coding region runs from base 1 to 1329 and encodes 442 amino acids. Lineage: Eukaryota; Fungi; Ascomycota; Sordariomycetes; Glomerellales; Glomerellaceae. The transcript has a single exon. Gene Ontology annotation, molecular function: protein binding.